CGUGACUGAUGGAGACGAGAAAUAUAAUAUGCUGGUCUAAAUGCAGAAUCCUAGGCUUUUAGGGCUAGAAAGCAUCAGAGAUUGUGUGGGAAACUGCUCCUCCCCAUUUUAUAGUCUGGGAAACUGAGCCCAGAGAAGUCAAGGGGCUGCUCCAGAGUCCCAUGUCUAGGUGGUAGCAGAAGCAGGACUUGAACCCAGGAGACAGACCGUAAAUAUUGACGCUACAUUUCUGUAACAGGUGCCACAGCAAAGACAGGGCAAAGUGCUGGGGCAUUUCCAGCAGAGACUGGUGGGGUGGGAGGAGGGAAAACGAGUCUGAGCCAGUCCCACGAUGAGACCCCGAGCACGUGCGCCCCUCUGUCUUUCCAGAUAUCGCUAACAAAGUCCUCCUGGCUCUGUUCACCUGCGAGAUGCUGGUAAAAAUGUACAGCUUGGGUCUCCAGGCGUAUUUCGUCUCUCUUUUUAAUCGGUUUGACUGCUUCGUGGUGUGUGGUGGAAUUACUGAAACCAUCCUGGUGGAGCUGGAAAUCAUGUCUCCCCUGGGGAUCUCUGUGUUUCGGUGUGUGCGCCUCUUAAGGAUUUUCAAGGUGACCAGGCACUGGACUUCCCUGAGCAACUUGGUGGCCUCCUUGUUAAACUCCAUGAAGUCCAUUGCUUCGCUGUUGCUUCUGCUUUUUCUCUUCAUCAUCAUCUUUUCCUUGCUUGGGAUGCAGCUGUUUGGUGGCAAGUUUAAUUUUGACGAAACGCAGACCAAGCGGAGCACCUUUGACAAUUUCCCUCAAGCCCUCCUGACGGUAUUCCAGAUUCUGACAGGUGAAGAUUGGAACGCUGUGAUGUAUGAUGGCAUCAUGGCCUAUGGCGGCCCGUCGUCCUCAGGAAUGAUCGUCUGCAUCUACUUCAUCAUCCUCUUCAUUUGUGGUAACUAUAUCCUACUGAAUGUCUUCUUGGCCAUCGCUGUAGACAAUCUGGCUGAUGCUGAAAGUUUGAAUACUGCCCAGAAAGAGGAAGCUGAAGAGAAGGAAAGGAAGAAGAUUGCCAGAAAAGAGAGCCUGGAGAAUAAAAAGAACAACAAACCAGAGGUCAACCAGAUAGCCAACAGUGACAAUAAGGUUACAAUUGAUGACUAUCGAGAAGAGGAUGAAGACAAGGACCCCUACCCACCUUGUGAUGUGCCAGUAGGGGAAGAGGAAGAGGAGGAGGAAGAGGAUGAACCCGAGGUUCCAGCUGGCCCCCGUCCUCGUAGAAUCUCAGAGUUGAACAUGAAGGAGAAAAUCGCCCCCAUCCCUGAAGGGAGUGCAUUCUUCAUUCUGAGCAAGACCAACCCGAUCCGCGUGGGCUGCCACAAGCUCAUCAACCAUCACAUCUUCACCAACCUCAUCCUCGUCUUCAUCAUGCUGAGUAGCGCUGCCCUUGCCGCUGAGGACCCCAUCCGCAGCCACUCCUUCCGGAACACUGUAAGCCACUGAGCAGGGCCAGGUGGGCGGGUCUCCCUCUGGGAUCAGCACCCGUCUCUCUAGCAGGGACUGUCAUGCAGGCAGGGCUAAACGUUAGAGGAGGCCUCUCGUUCCCCCAGAGGUAUUUCAGGUUUGUGAGUGCCAGAAGAGUUCUGUCUUAUCAGGACAGACCUUUUUUGAAUCCUGUCCUCUAAACUUCAUCUUAAACACUCUGCAGCAACUUACAGUGUAUUCAGGAGCCCUGCUUCUCCUCCUGUUUGUCCUUUACUGCCAACAUUUUGGUCCCUCUUUUCCCCUCCCUGGUCACAUUCACAUCCGUGACUGUUUUGAGAUUUCUGCCCAGGUGGAAGCAUCCAGCAGGAAGGAAAAGUAAAAAUGGAGCCAGGUACGUCAUGUGCCCAGAAGCUCUUCCUUAGGGCUGGCGGGAAGGCGUGGAGCUGGCCUGGGCUGAAAUUCACGAAGCUACUUGGUUUCGCUACUCAGCGGAGGGGUUGGGUGGAGUGGGGGGGAUACAAGUGAGGGAGCCGACGGCGUGUGGAGCCAAGUGGUUCAGUGGAGAGGAAGGCUGAUGUUUUGAUAGGGCAGGAGGUGGUUUUACAAAGAAAACAAAGAGACAGCUAAGUUGUCUGUUAUCGGUCUGUUUCGUGCUUUAGGGAGAGCACAUCUGUGCUGUGCAGAGACCGGUACCUCAGGAAGUUCUUGCCCAGGUGGGUCCCCUCUUAGCAGUCAGCUCAUUCGGCACCGAGAACAAUCCCAAGGCGACACAGCUUCAAAAGACCAGUAGACUGUUGUCUGCUCUGGCCUGGAGACUGUAGUGCAGUCUCAGAUGGUUGUCAGGAAGCCCAGGAGAGGGAGGCCCACGAGUGUGUGAAGCCGUCCGGCAUUGCUGCCCCUUGUGGUUCAUGCCUCUCUGUGUCCAUCCGAUUUUUAGAAAUUUGAGGAGUAAGGCAAAUUACCAGUACCCCAGGAUUUUGGUUGUGACAGGCCUUGUGCUGUAUCUUUUCGGUUCCAGUCCCGUUGGUUUGAAGCCUGGCAGGCCCAAUGUAUCAGGCUGAUAAAACACGGGCGCUCUGAUAUGCAGAUUUUAAAAAGACUUUCCUCCCAAGGCACAUGUUGGUGUUGAUGUAAAGACGAAGGCUGUGCAUCUGUCUGAAUCUGCACUCACAGAUCAGGGCUCUUGUUAGAGAUUCUGACACUGUCUCUACAUAAGCGUUCAAAUGGAACAAAGACCUCGGUGUCCUCAGGCCCCAUCAUAGAAAUGAGGCACAGCGGGUAGAAGCUGUUUGGGAAAAAAAUAUUGUUAUUGAGAGACGAGGUCAGGAGCUAGUCUAGAACACAGAUUGGCAGAGUUAAUUUACACGUGGCCCCGUGUUCUUAUUUUUAUUGUAAUUGCUUCCCCAUGAGUUUAUGUCCCUGCUGCUUUUUCCAAGAAUGUAAUUAUUGUUUUUAAACAGAUGUACAUAUUUGUAUGUGUAUUGCUUUUAAAAUACUACAGUGUUUAUUUUAUUGUGGUAAGAAUGCUUAAUGUGAGAUCUACUCUCUUGAUAAAUUAAGUGUACGAGACGGCCUUCUUAACGGUAGG
Messenger RNA from Panthera uncia (snow leopard), 3036 nucleotides. RefSeq names its product voltage-dependent L-type calcium channel subunit alpha-1D-like. Gene Ontology annotation, biological process: calcium ion import across plasma membrane. Gene Ontology annotation, molecular function: high voltage-gated calcium channel activity. Gene Ontology annotation, cellular component: membrane; voltage-gated calcium channel complex. Bases 411 to 1466 code for a protein of 351 amino acids. Lineage: Eukaryota; Metazoa; Chordata; Mammalia; Carnivora; Felidae. The transcript is spliced from 8 exons. The record is from RefSeq and is a predicted model, not a curated record.